GUCAGAUCGUAUCUAGAAUCUUAUUGGCCGUGGCAACUGUCACUCAAGCGUUAGGUCGUAUCCCCUGACAACCAAACAAGAGUGUUCUGCAGAACUCCAGAUAAAGUUUCAGCCAACGAGACCCCGUCAUCAGUUAAUUCGUCCAAAGAACAAAAAUGCCAGCGAGAAGUACAGCAAGCAGCGCGGGUAAUAAGAGCAGAGAUUACCCCAAGGACAUUUCCCCACUGGUGCUGACAUCGGCGACCCAGGAGCUCUUUGGUUGCUGCGCUGACCGAGACGUCACAAGGGAGAGUCCGCACAAGCUGCUGAAAAAAGAAGACAUCAUACAGGACAUUAAGAGAAGAGCUGCAGUGUCCGAUUUCAGCCCUGUGAAGCAGAUAGUGCUGGAGUAUCCGGAUGAGGAACUGUUGUUGGUGUUUGACAGAGACUUCACUUAUGGUCAGAGUUUUUACCUCGUUAUUACACCGGAAGCAAAGGAGNGUGUUUUGAAGCCCCCGCAGGCUGCAGUGUCAGAGGUGGUUGAACUAGAAAGAAUCAAAACUCCGGAACCAAAACAAUGGAUAUCACUUGGCAGUGAGCUGGAAAUCGAAGAAGAAACUGUUAAAGAGACGAGAGACAAGCUGCGGUACAGGUUUUCCAGAGUGCGAAGGAAGUUCGGAGCACCGGUCUGUUUCUCUGACCGUAACACUGCUGAUGCUAAGGAUGGCCACCUGGAGUGUGCUGCCUAUCCAGACAGCAGAUUCAGCAUCAAGCAGUUGCAGAGAGACUGUGGGAUUCAGGCUGUUCCCACACUGCAGAGCAGCACUGCUCAGACACAGUGGAAAUAUCAGAAGAACAUCUUCACCCAGUACAAGCCCAGAGAUUUGAGCGACCAAGAAAGGGAAAGUAUCGUCCAGAGUGAGAACCUGAAGAAUUUCUGCAGCUCAGUAACUUCAAGGUUAGUCACAAUACACAAUGAGCAGAUCACCAACGUGUUCUUCGAUGACUGGAAGGAUCUGGGAACGUCUCCUGAAGCUGACGACUGGUCUGGGAAGGUGUCCGAAGGUCUGACGCUCCAUCAGGCCUUCACUGACCAGGUGUACACGAAGGACAGAAGAAUCAGCUGUGUCAACUGGCACCCUGCUCUCUAUGGUGUGAUCGCUGUGGCUUUGACAGAAAAAAAGGAGCAGCCCUUUACGUUUGAUGCCAGACCCUCCCUUAUUGUCUUCUUCUGCUUCUCUGAUCCUUUUAAUCCACAGUUGCUGCUGGAGUGUCCAGAUGACAUUUUUGCCUUUGAGUUCUGCCCAUCGGAUCCAAACAUUAUCGUUGGCGGCUGCGUGAAUGGCCAGAUUGUGUUGUGGGACAUUUCUGCUCACGUCACCCAUCUACAGUGGACGCAGUCAGGUGGUAAAAAGGUCUCUGUGGACAAUGAGACAUUUGACCUGACUGACAUCAAAGAAAGUAAAACGCCUGUUGUCCGCUACUGUGCAGUGUCCGCCGUGGAGAGCAGCCACAAAACACGGAUUACCGACGUCCAGUGGCUGCCGCCAACAUUUGAGGUGACCAGGAUGGGCGUCCCAGUGGAGAACAAGUUCAACACCUCCGUUCAGGUCGUCUCCUGCUCUCCUGAUGGAACGCUAAUGUUUUGGGAUGUGCGUUUGCCAAGACUGCUGAGUCAGCACGCCGCUGAGAGGAAGCAGACCUCAGAUGAGAAGGCCCACCUGACGCCCUACAGUGUACCUGACACCUUCAAACACCUGGACCGCACAUGGAAACCUCUGUUCAGGGUUUCACUGCCAAAGAUCAAUACGAGUGGAGAGUACACACCUUUGAAGUUCAGCCUGGAACAACACUGCUGCGAUGGAACCACAGAGAGGAGGGCAGGAGAAGCUGAUGAAAAUGAUGAGAACUCCAACAACAUCCCAAACUUCAGCCAGCUGCGAAUUCCUUCAGCCAAAACCCUUCGAGCGCUGGAAGACAUUAACACUAAACUCUACAUUGGAACAGAGGAUGGAGAGAUUGUUUACACCGACUGGAAACUGGAGAAGGAUGAUUCAGGACGACUGCACAGUACCAAACCUCUUCACUGUUUCAACGCCCAUCACUGGUUAGUGAACUCAGUGCAGAGAUCACCUUUCUUCAGAGACAUUAUUCUAAGUACAGGAGGCUGGAACUUUGCCAUCUGGAAGGAAGGCGUCAUGGACGGGCCCCUCAUCUUCUCACACAGCUCUGAGCAGGUUUGUACUGCUGGAUGCUGGUCCCUAUCCCGACCUGCUGUCUUUUACAUCGGGAAGGACGACGGCAGCAUUGAUGUGUGGGAUCUGUUGGAGAAGACCAGUGAGCCGUCACAGGUCUACGCCCACGUCACCAAUGCCAAAAUUACCUGCAUCAAACCCUGGAGCACCGCCCCCAGGCAGCAUUUACUGGCAGUGACUGAUGACGAUGGGGUGGUUCGUGUUUUUGAAAUACCAAAGAGUCUCUAUGUGCCGUCCAGGAAUGAGAGUGUGAGUGUGAAGAAGUACUUUGAACGGGAGGUAAACAGGUUGACGGACUAUUUGAAGAGGCACGAUCUGUGGUCCAGUCAGAAGAGAGAGGCUGAAGAUCACAGGAAGGAACUGGUUCAAUCCCAGGAGCCCAUCAAAGCUGCGAGGCCGAAGGUGGAGACACAAGAUGUGGAGACGAGGGACUACACUGAUUAUCAGAGACUGGAGGAAAACGUCCUGAAGAGCAUUGGACCAUAACCACAUAGUGUUUUUAUUUUUAUUUUUUUUAAUUCCUUUGCCAAAAAGGAAAAAAGUCUGUUUUUAUAAAGGGAAAUAUCAGCAUUUUAAUAUUUAAUUUUUAAAAAAGGAGAAGCUGUAACAGGUCAAGACUGUGCACACACACACACACACACACACACACACACAGGUGUGUCUCAGCUGUGGUCAAUCACACACACUCACUCCAGCCCAUGUCACUUCUUCAUGUCAGUGGAUGUGAAAACCAGGCCUUCUGUCUACUCUUAGGUAACAAUUCCAAACACUUCGUCACCACAUGACACAAUAUCUGAGAUUUUUCCACCUUUUAAAUUAAAUAAAUAAUAAUUUUUUAAUAAAUAAAAAGUUUUUAAAAAACUUGUUGAGUUUAAGGGCUAAAGGUUGUGGGUUCAACUCUACCUUUUCACUUAUUCCAUAUUGAGUUUUACACUGAUGCCAUAGUUAUAUAUACCAUAUAAAAACCUGCUGUUAUAUU
Messenger RNA from Cynoglossus semilaevis (tongue sole), 3213 nucleotides. It is a transcript of the gene dnai3, whose product is annotated as dynein axonemal intermediate chain 3. The record is from RefSeq and is a predicted model, not a curated record. The transcript has 22 exons. NCBI's taxonomy places the organism in Eukaryota, Metazoa, Chordata, Actinopteri, Pleuronectiformes, Cynoglossidae. Gene Ontology annotation, cellular component: inner dynein arm. Gene Ontology annotation, biological process: inner dynein arm assembly; cilium movement involved in cell motility. Gene Ontology annotation, molecular function: dynein light chain binding; dynein heavy chain binding. The coding region runs from base 156 to 2720 and encodes 854 amino acids.